AUGAAUCGAUUAAUUAAAAUCAGACGAUUAUUUCGAACAUAUACAUUUUUACAUAUUUUUCUAAAAAUAAACAUUUUAUCAAUUUUCAUAUAUUUUCUUCUAACCAUAAUUAACAACUAUCGAUUUCCCAAUAUAAAUUAUCAUGCAUCUACUAUACGAGAUCGUGAAGAAUUACGAUUAGCUCAUCUACGCACAUUAAUGUACGAUUGGUACCAUCAAGGAAAAAUACCGUUUGUUUACCAACCACAACAAUCAUCAUUGUCGAUUUUAAGUAAUAAACAUGGUAUUGUCAUUAGUAUCAUGACGUCGAAUCGUGUUCAAUAUCAAAUUGAUGAUUAUCAACCGGAUUAUUUAACUCAAUCUUUAUCAACCUUAAUUAAACUAAUAUUUGAAGAUAUUUCAGAGUAUGGUUACCGAUUUAAAUAUAUCAAUAUAAUGAUCUGUUUAAAUGGAACCAAAAUAAAUGAAUUGUCUAAUGUACAUGAAAUUAUACGACUUGUUGGUCAGCAUGCAAUUCAUCCAUUGCGCUCUAAUCGAUUAUCAACUUAUAGGAAUUUAUCUGUUAAUUAUCAAUUUGUGAGAGAUAUGUCAACCUGUAUGCUGAAAUCAGUUGAUUUAGUUAAAAAACAAGAACAUAAUCAUAGUGAUUAUAUACUUAUCAUACAAGAGGAUAUGAUUGCAAUGAAUAAUUUAUUUGAUGUACUAUGGGGAUUAAUGCAACAAUCUAUGAAUAAUAUUCGUCAUUAUCAUGACCAUCAUAGACUUGGUAUGAUCCAAUUGUAUUCACAUAAAAAUGUAAUGAGAUUUCCAUUUUAUCAUAAAAUUGAUAGACAAUUAUUUGAGUUAACAUUUGCUUGCCUACUAUUCAUUACAUUCAUUGCAUUUUUUAUUUAUUUACAUGUAGCAUUCAAACAAUCAUCAUCACAGUAUGGAUUAUAUAAAUUCUAUUUAAUGCUUAACUUAUUCUUUACAUUGUUUACUUUAAUUUGGUUGUAUGGAUUGAAUAAUUUAUUGAUUCGAUUAUCUAAUUUAUUUAUCUCUUAUAAUGGUGUUUUUCAACUCAAAAGUCAAUCAUACUAUGCUAAAACUGAUAUGAUUAUGGCUAAUUUAUAUUCAAGUAUACAAGUUAGACAAAUCAGUCAUUAUCUAAAAUCAGUUGCGCCAUGUGAAAAUUCCUUAUGGUAUUUAAAACAGGAUGAAUCAAAAUGUGCUCAAUUGAUCACAUCAUAUCUUGUGUCAAAUGCUAAACAAAUAUUUAGUGUAUAUAUGAAUGUAUUUAAACAUUGUGGAUUGUAUUCGAAUGAAGAAAAAAGAAUGCUGAAUCCAGCUGAUGUCGAAUAA
This is a messenger RNA of Schistosoma mattheei, 1341 nucleotides long. Lineage: Eukaryota; Metazoa; Platyhelminthes; Trematoda; Strigeidida; Schistosomatidae. The record is from the annotation of a GenBank genome assembly.